Messenger RNA from Ilyonectria robusta, 390 nucleotides. RefSeq lists its product as uncharacterized. The annotation marks the transcript as partial. The record is from RefSeq and is a predicted model, not a curated record. NCBI's taxonomy places the organism in Eukaryota, Fungi, Ascomycota, Sordariomycetes, Hypocreales, Nectriaceae. The transcript has a single exon.
AUCACCGAACCAAUUCCUGGCGAAACAUACCUCGCGUACUGGGAAAAGGCGAAGGACUGGUAUCCUGCGCUUCUUCUCCCUCUUGGAAAAUGCGACAACGUCGGCGUACCAGAUACAAUUGAGAGCCUGGAACUCACAGACGAUGGGCCAGCGUGCUAUAUGUAUCAUCAAGGCACAGAAACCUUGAUGUGGCAAAAAGAUUACGAAUAUAAUGGACCUCUAGUCAACAAGCGUGAGUUCCCCGUUAUGUACUUUAACGACUCGAAUUUUCCAGACAGGGGCGCUAUCGGAUGGGUGAGUGCUGAAGACCUUCAGCCGUUCGCUGUUGAAGCCUUCAGCUCCUCCCUUACACCACGGUACAAGUUGGUGCGAGCCUUUCUUCGAGAGCGU